GAAAACACCACCAACCACUCUUCCGUCUUAACACAUGCUAGUGCUGCGGCCCUCACUGGCACUCUGCUCCCAAAUCCCAGUUCCACAGUGACACUGCACCACCCGGCUCCUACGAGAUCCAGAGUUCCAGGCCCCAAACCCCUCCUCGCCUACGCUAGCUGCUAGCAGCAGCCAGCCUCUGCUCGCAGGGGGAACAAUGGCUGCCAACGGAGGCGGGUACAGGGCGGAGGACGACUACGACUACCUCUUCAAGGUGGUGCUCAUCGGCGACUCCGGCGUCGGCAAGUCCAACCUCCUCUCCCGCUUCACCAAGAACGAGUUCUGCCUCGAGUCCAAGUCCACCAUCGGCGUCGAAUUCGCCACCCGCAGCCUCCAGGUCGACGGCAAGGUCAUCAAGGCCCAGAUUUGGGACACAGCUGGCCAGGAGAGGUACCGUGCUAUUACAAGUGCCUAUUACCGAGGAGCUAUAGGAGCAUUACUCGUCUAUGAUGUCACCCGCCGUGCUACAUUCGACAGCGUGGGCCGUUGGCUAAGGGAGCUCAGAGACCACACUGAUCAAAGCAUUGUUGUCAUGCUAAUCGGCAAUAAAUCUGAUCUCCGCCACUUGGUGGCUGUCUCAACUGAGGAUGGGAAAGAGUUUGCUGAGGCUGAAUCCAUGUACUUCAUGGAAACCUCUGCGCUCGACGCCACCAACGUGGACAAUGCGUUUGCAGAGGUCCUGACCCAGAUAUACCAAAUUGUGAGCAAGAAGUCGGUGGAGGCGCCGGAGGAAGGCUCGGCUGUCCCAGGCAAAGGGGAGAAAUUAAACGUGAAAGAUGAUGUGUCCGCUCUGAAGAGAGCUGGCUGCUGCUCAAAUUAAGGCAAAGACAGACGGUUUGUUCAUUUUUCAUGUAGGUACGGUCAGCUUGCACUGUAAGAAAUCUGCUCAAUUCUCCUUUCUGGAGGUGUUACUGAGGGUCAGGGUCAGUCAACAACCAUUCAAACUAUCAGUUUAAAUUAUCAGCUCUGAAUUUGUGCUUCUGUCAGAUUGAUAUGGUGUUAAUGUCUACUAUUGCCAUUUCUUUUAUGAACAGAAGAAUUUACAAGCAAUUUGUGUA
Phragmites australis (common reed) is the source of this 1097-nucleotide messenger RNA. Its product is annotated as ras-related protein RIC2-like. Gene Ontology annotation, molecular function: GTPase activity; GTP binding. The record is from RefSeq and is a predicted model, not a curated record. Bases 197 to 859 code for a protein of 220 amino acids. Lineage: Eukaryota; Viridiplantae; Streptophyta; Magnoliopsida; Poales; Poaceae. The transcript has 2 exons. Gene Ontology annotation, cellular component: endosome.